GGUUACUUGGCUUUUUAUUCCUCGCCUUCUUGUGAAACCCUAAACCUCGAAAAGCUUCAAUGGCGACAGUACCAGUUAAUCCGAAGCCUUUUUUGAACAAUUUGACUGGAAAGCCUGUGAUGGUAAAGCUAAAGUGGGGAUUAGAGUACAAAGGGUAUUUGGUCUCUGUGGAUUCAUACAUGAACUUGCAGCUUGCAAAUGCAGAAGAAUUCACUGAUGGAGUAAGCUCCGGCUCUCUCGGAGAGAUCCUGAUUAGAUGUAAUAACGUCCUCUAUCUUCGUGGUGUACCCGAGGAUGAAGAACUGGAAGAUGCUGACCGCGACUAGAGAGUGUGUUGUAUUAAUAGUGACAUGGUUCAUUGAUCAAUGAUUGGAACGACUUGAAUGUAUUAUCGAUAUGUGUUUUCUAGGUGCUUCCAUCUUGAUAUAUGCUGUUGGUAGUCUGGGGUAAAUGUUGGUGACUAAUGAUUUACUGGAGCAAAAUGACUAGAAAGCUAUACGAGAUUGCGUUUAUUUUUGUUAUGA
Molecule: messenger RNA, 524 nt
Organism: Solanum dulcamara
Lineage: Eukaryota; Viridiplantae; Streptophyta; Magnoliopsida; Solanales; Solanaceae
Product: probable small nuclear ribonucleoprotein F
Exons: 5
Coding region: 60-326 (88 amino acids)
Biological process (GO): mRNA splicing, via spliceosome; spliceosomal snRNP assembly
Cellular component (GO): U1 snRNP; catalytic step 2 spliceosome
Molecular function (GO): RNA binding
Source: RefSeq, a predicted model, not a curated record